AUGGCCCAUCUAUUGUGUUACAAUUCAUUCUUCCAAUUCAAAGGUAGCGUGUACACGCAAGGAAGAGGAGUCCCUAUGGGUAGUCCGAUCUCUGGGGACUUAUGCGAGAUGGUGGUUAGACUACUCGAAGCUAAGGUCCUACCACACCACCUUCACAACAUCAUUUUAUACAAGAGAUAUGUUGACGAUAUUAUCAUAUUAUGGAAAGAAAUACCGGACAUAAAGGCGUUCGUCGACACAAUGAAUAAUAACACAUAUGGAUUAACCUUAGAAAUAGAACAAGCGCACCAAACGAAUAUACACUUCCUGGAUAUUGAUAUCAAGGUAGAAGAGUCGGUAAUUCAAACGGCAGUAUACCGUAAGCUAGGAACAAAAGGUAUAUACAUACCAGUAGGGUCAUGUGACCCACCGCAAUAUAAAGUGGCACCAUUUAAGGCUCUAAUUAAGAGAGCACACACACACUCUUCUACCGAGCCAGCCCUACAAUCAGAGCUAGGAUGUAUACAAAGAAUAGCCGAUGAACACGGAUACGGCAGACUCGUAAGCAAGUUAUGGCAUGAGUAUCAAAACACAACUCAAGACCUUCCGCUAAGAGAAGAACGACAAGAUAUGGAUAAGAUCAUUCCGGUCACUUAUAAUCCGUAUAUUGGAAGAAUAUAUGGAGAAAUAGCUAAAAAGAACCACAUACGUAUAGCAUACAGAAGAUGCGCUUCGAUCUUCAACAUCCUAACCAACGGAAAAGAUCAACCGGACAAGGAUAAGCUGUCAGGGGUCUACAGCAUACCGAUUAUAGAUCGCAGAUGUGAUAAAAACCUUCUGUAUGUGGGCUCCACCNUAAAAUUAAAUUUAUGCUAA
Molecule: messenger RNA, 855 nt
Organism: Centruroides sculpturatus (bark scorpion)
Lineage: Eukaryota; Metazoa; Arthropoda; Arachnida; Scorpiones; Buthidae
Exons: 1
Coding region: 1-855 (284 amino acids)
Source: RefSeq, a predicted model, not a curated record